Episyrphus balteatus (marmalade hoverfly) is the source of this 1230-nucleotide messenger RNA. RefSeq lists its product as uncharacterized. The record is from RefSeq and is a predicted model, not a curated record. NCBI's taxonomy places the organism in Eukaryota, Metazoa, Arthropoda, Insecta, Diptera, Syrphidae. The coding region runs from base 1 to 1230 and encodes 409 amino acids. The transcript has a single exon.
AUGAAGGACAAAAUAAAAACAGAGUUUGAAAACAGAUUAAAACACCUUCUCAAAACAAAGCUUAGUAGUGGAAAUCUUAUAAAAGCCAUCAACGUUUAUGCUAUCUCUGCCCUUAGUUACUCGUUUGGACUUAUAAAAUGGAGUGAAACUGAUCUAGAUGCAUUGGAACGGCGAGUAAGAACAACAAUGACAUCUCGCAGAUACCACCAUCCAGGAGCAGCAAAAGAAAGAUUAUGUUUAUCUAGAACAGAAGGGGGACAAGGUGUCAUUGAUAUUCAUAACCUUCACCAUAAGCAAGUUGAAAAUCUCCGACGAUACUUCUAUGAAAGAGCUGACAUAGAUAAUAGAUAUGAAAUCCUUGUGCACGUUGAUAGGAAUUACACUCCGUUAAAUCUGAAUGUGAUUGAGUUCCAACCAAUAUCCCAGAUACGUAAUAGUACAGAUGUGAUUGAUCUUUGGAAGCAGAAACCAAUACAUGGAAAGUAUCCUCACUAUCUUGGACUCCCAUGUACUGAUAAAGAAGCCUCAACUAUAUGGCUCAAGAAAGGUGAACUAUUCCCAGAAACAGAAGGUUUCAUUAUGGCUAUCCAGGAUGAGGUCAUUUCAACAAGACAGUACCAAAGAGCUAUUUUGCAUCAAGAUAUUUCAAGCACUUGCCGGCGAUGCCACCAAACUGCAGAGUCCAUCGAUCACAUCAUCAACGGAUGCUCUACAUUAGCCAGUAGUGACUAUCUUAGUAGACACAAUAACGUAGCAAAAAUAAUACAUCAAGAACUCGCUUUUCGAUGCCAAUUUAUUGAUAUCAAAACACCAUAUUAUAGAUAUCAGCCAAAUGAUGUUUUGUUAAGCUCGGCUUUUAAAUUAUACUGGGAUCGAAUAAUGACAACAGAUCACACAAUAAUGGCCAACCGACCAGAUAUAAUAUGGAUCGACAAAUUAAAUAGAAAGGGAUUUCUAAUAGACAUAGCUGUGCCGUUAUCUUCAAAUGCUAGUCGAACGUUUGCGGAAAAAAUUGCGAAAUACGUUGAGCUUGCUCAUGAAAUAAAAGCCCGAGAAAAAUUAAAAGAAGUUCGCGUAGUGCCAAUAAUAAUCUCCAGCACAGGAAUCUUUGCUAAAACAGUAACAGAAGAAUUGAAAAACAUCGGAUGUCAACAACUUAUCCAUGAAAUAUCAAAAUCUGUAAUCCUGAGUACUUGCAGGAUAGUGCGGAAAUUCCUUCAGCAGUCGUAA